CUUUCUUCCUGUAUCAGUUGGACAGGGGUUGUUGCGGCUAAAGCUAGAGUCUCGUGAUAUCGAGUCGAGGGGUCUGAGGCAAUCCUACUUUUGUUGUUGUAACUAAGUGUGAACUUACCCUAAUGGACCCUUCGAGUUCUACAACGAAUAGCAUCCGACAACCCAGUGGACUCUAGCUUCCGCGCGCAGGCGGUGAGGAAGACUGCGAAGUAGAGUCCACUGGCAGCGUUGGGCGGUGAGGAAGACUGCGAAGUAGGCAGAUCGCACUAGCUGUAGAAUAUUAGAGGCGCAAAUAAACGCAGAUCAACACAAAAAAAAAGAACGAGUAUGAAGACGUAGACGACUGUCGCUUGAUGCAGGGUCGCGCCACGCAGUGCAGGACGCGAAGUGUCAUGCGGGUCAUCAGUGUCAUCGCAGGUCAGUUGGCAUGAGACGUUUUAUGAGUGAAUAAUGCUGGAUUUCCACAUCUGGGAAAACGAACAAAGCCUUCCACUUCGACUUCCCGGGAAAAAAACUUCGACUUCGACUUUCCGUUUGCCACCGGCACGCUGAGGCACAGUGACGCGUGUUGCGAGCGAGAAGAGUAUAGCAGCUUCGUCGCGAACUUAAGGCACGUACUAGGUGAAGCCCGAACAGACGCGCACUAGCAAUUUUGCCGAUCUUGUCGUGGGACGACAAAAAUCAGGACUAUCGUCUUCGCCGAAUCGGAAGCUGGAGCUGCAACAAGCAGAAGUUACCAACGAGAACGACAUCAGAUAGCGAGAAAGUAAGAACGAUAGCGAUCAUGCGUGUUUUUCAUCCUACAACUCCGCCGCCGCAGGAGAAGCAGUGCGGAACGAGCUUCUAGAAGUUGCUAGAAGAAGACGUGCUGUGGUCCACUCUUUUUGUUAGCACCGCGUCGUGUGGUUCUUGGAGGAAAGAUGAAGAUGGCAUACUAUAUUAGGUACAAAAAAUAGCUGCACCUUUUCCGCUCCACUUGAGCGGCAAAUCCGCUACCGGCUGCUUCAGCAUGACGAUAUACAACAAGAAGAGGUGCAACUGCAGGUACUAUCUAUCUUUCUCCAUAGCCUCUUUAGCUGACGAGCGGCAAGGAAUCGCUUUUACCUGCUCUUAAAUAGCGUAAGCAGCAGAGCGUUCCAGGGACGAGGUAGAAAACGAAGCAAGUCCUACGACGCAGGGAGGAAACGAAGCAACGAAACAGGCUUUCAUAGAUCACUCUGCAGCAAGCAGAAAAAUCUAAAUCUUCGAAGACGAGACUGCUACAUCAACGACAACUACGAGGAACUACCAGUACAAACUUUAUCGAACCACCGCGACCAUCUGCAGCAAUUUUGGAAGAAGUAGAAGUACGCGGACUGUGCAAGACGAGGUAAGUAUAAGUAAUAAAGCUGAGGAGAUUUUCCUGGGAAAUCUUAGAUCAUAUCCGAGUCGACUAAGAUCGUCAAUAACUACGCAGAGGAGCGCGGCGCUGAUAGCAGGCGCGUUAGAUCGGGAAAAUGUCGUCUGCCAAUGUCUGUGGGAUUUUCGCUGCGAGCGGUGAAAACCCAUGGAAGGAAAUAAUGUCAUCAGACCCGGAUCGCCCAUGGAGACGGAACAUAACUAGUGCGGACAUGGCGUACUACUACUAUCUGUUAUUUGUAUUUUGUUACAACUCCUCGUAGGCAUAUCUAGUAAGUUGCGAUAAAGCAGCAUCCCCAUAAUUAGAGUUAGAAGAUCGAUGAAGAGAAAGAUACAAAAGAUGUAAGACGCUUGCUUAUUUUGUUUCUCUAACGACGAUGGAAAACACUGAUCUUCUUGACCACGUCGGUUUCAUUUCCACUCACAAUCCCAACCUUGCUUAUGCUUUCCACCUUUUACCUACCUAGGCGCUUAUCCUUGAACAAGAGGCGGCUGUUAGACAAGAGCGAUCCGAGGUACGCAAUCCAGUAUAUGAGGUUAAAGUUGCACUCGCGGCAAGCGCGAAGCUCGAGGUCCGUAGAUUCAGCUCAAAGUAGUCUUUACGACGCCGACGAGCAUGAUAUAGAGUGGUACAGAGACCCUGCGCACAGGUGGAGUCGGAAACGAUACUGCUCUUUCUGGCCGCACCAACACAACAUACGGCUGGAGCAUCAUGCGAAUACGUAACAAUAAAUACAUUCACUCGUAGUUCCAGUACAACUUCGACUUCGUUUUUUUUUUCUGGUGGAAAUAAACAAACAUCACCACGACAAGUACUAAGUCCAAAACCUCCAGUUUAAGAUCCACAACAUCAAUUAGACGAUGAACAGGGUCAUUGUAGUCUUCUCAUUUCUCCAGUAACCUCAAUUUCAAAUCCAAUGUAGUAUGCCAACUGAAAUUUUUUCUUAACAAGUAUUCUCAUCAAAAAUCAAAAACUCCAAUUCUAGACUCCGCUUUCCCGAAGCAAAUAAGCCGAGUCAUCUAGACGAUAGUAUGUCACCUGAGGACUUUUCUCCACGUGACGCGACAUUUGACGGCUCCGGGUGGCAACGGCGGUCUAUAACAAGAGGCGGCGAAUAUUCGCCGAAUUCAAGAACUGGUAUUCUACUGCAUGAAUUUAUCUCGAUUGGUUUUUCUUCUUCUUCGAGGAUUAGUUUCACCUAAGUAGGAUACCAACUUGCAAGUGUUGAUAGAUGUAGUCACGAUCCUCAUCGAGCUCGUUGUAAUUCCGGAUAAAAAAUCUACUACUCCCAUGUCUUCCUCUAACCAACUACAGGUCGCCUAGAGACGUCCACCUCUUCGAAAAACGCAUCCGUGGAUUUCUCGUCAAUGUUUGAUAGUUCGUGCUACAACGAAGAUGACGAUUUUAGUGUCGGACUUGCGACUUCUAUAGUACUAACUAUGAGUUGAGUAACUAACGUGACUAUGUUGAGUUAGAUAAAGAUAUGUUGUAGACAUUUUCGUAAGUAGACAAUGUUAGUGCGUCGUGUCAGACUUGGACUUGCUUUGGUGAUACUGACUACUCCUACUACUUGUUACUCUCAUCAUUCUUGUACCUCGUCACUGUCUGAUGAUGAAUCCAUCGAACAUCGUUUAAUGAUGAAUCCGAACAUCGUUUUUCAGCGCGGUUCAAGAGGCUACCGAUUACGGGAAGGAGUUUUGCCGCCACAAACAGCACCAAGUGCGACUAGUGGACGUACCCUCCGAGUCUCGAGAAACGUUCACUUCCGAGGAAGCUAUGUCAACAAUAGGACGAGGUAAGGAUUAUACUUAAGGAAGACAUAGCUAUAGCAUUAGCAUUACAGAAUAUUUACUAGUAUAAUGUAUUUUUUUACUGAUGAAAUAGAAAAGCUGGACAUGAUUGUCAUGAUCACACUGCCAGUUCCAACACUAACAUCUACUUGUUUACCUCCCAGAUACUUAUUUACUUGUGUAUACACGACAUGCAUAAGAGCCCCAUCAGAUGUUACAUUUUUUCAUAACAGACCAACAGCAUCGCGUUUUAACGCGCCAGGGUUCGAUUUUGGUAGGGCGUAUGAUAAUGCGGGGAUUCUAGGAUACAGAGCAGGAGCCUAUCCAAGUCCACGUAAGGCUGACGGAUCGCCAACCCAUGUGCCGCGCGACGAGACAUCGAGUUCGAGCAUAAAGAAUAAGAAUGUGGUACUUGUUGUUACUUCGGACGAGAAUUUAUCAUUUCUUGAUAGAAAUACAGUGAAGUGAAGACGACGAGCUGGAGGUCGUGACUAAAGACUAAUGUACUUAGCUGCUACUAUCGGUGGUAAAAACGUAAACGAAAAUGACACCAGCUCUAGUGCUACAACACGUUGAUAAUUUGGAUCUUCUUUCUCAACGUCUUAUCUGUACUUAUUCCUAUGCCUAAUAAAUAUCCACAAACAACACAGUCCGGACACGAAUGGCGGAGAAAGAGGGGAAACUUUUUCGAGCGGCGGACAAACGUGGUCGAUCAUAGUUAUAACGGAUUCUGGCCAGAGGUAUUGCUUUUGCUUCAUCUAGGGUCGUCCAUAUCGAUAUCUGUGAGACAUUGACAUUCUCAUUUCGAUUAUCAUCAGACACGGGGACUGCAAGUACGCUGUGGUAGUGGAGAUCAGAGAUGAUGCAUCGAAUCAAAUUAGACUUCUAUAUAUCGUUCUGGGACAACCUCAACUACUGGUGAGUGAUGUUACAACAUCGAAGACGAUGGAGAUCGAAUUUUCUUGAUCUUUAUCUUGUUGAUCUUCAUCUUCUUUCUAUUCCUAACUCCCCCUCGUCUCACUCUUCAGGAUUGGUCACCUGUCGGGAAGAUAGCACGACUACAAAAAGUUCGAAAGGAGUUGGCAUUUAGACAGGAGGAGAGGCGGCGAGCCGAUCAGGCCCUGUGGGAGAAAACCCUACGACGACUCCAAGAAACGCGAACCUACGACGACUUCCACUCAUCGAAGUUUUAUUCGAGACCAAAUGAGUACUAGCUUUUUAGAUACUAGUGUGUGUCUGUGUGAAGAUUUUUUAUUUUUGCUUGUGAGUCGUACUUGUACCUCUUCGUCAAUCCCCUCCAUCUUCGAGAGAUAGUUUCUUAGAAUUCAUCGAAUUCUUGGCAUCAAAUACGAUGAUCGAUAAAUAUAGUACGUAAACAACACUAGCUCGCUGGCACAAAAGCAACGAAAAUAGACAAUUCUACUUCAGGCCCAUCGCUGCGCAAAAAACUCUACACCGGCAAUUGACGGAGCCAGCACGUCUUGCGAAAGAGCCCCUCUUCACUGCAGAGUAUGAGAAUUGA
This is a messenger RNA of Amoebophrya sp. A25, 4711 nucleotides long. Lineage: Eukaryota; Dinophyceae; Syndiniales; Amoebophryaceae. The record is from the annotation of a GenBank genome assembly.